AUGAGCAAACCUAAAUUCUUACUAUAAUUUGCUCGUAAAGAAGCAAGGUAAUAAGAGGAUAAACUUCUUGAAUUGGAAGCUAUGAGUAAUGUUGAAAAAGAGAUACAACUUCUUGAUAAUAACGAGUAAAUUCAAAUAUAUAAAAAUAGUGUAUGGAAAUCAAAGCCACUUAAGAUUAUUUAGAAAGUUGCUAUUUUCAUAACAAAAAUGAAGCACUUUUCAACUCAAUAUAGAUUUAAAAUUUUGAAUAAGGAUAUAUUCAAUUUGAUCCAUGAUCUUAGCAGUUCAUUUCAAUAUUAUCUGUAUAAUCAUCUUUUGGAUUCAAAACCUACUAAAGUAUGAUUAUAAUAUAUAAUUCAUACUAGUAUGGUGAAAUUAAGUAUGAGGGUAAAUAAAACAAUGCUUUUUGGUGGAGAAUAUGGGCAUUUCUUAAGAGUAAUUAAACAGUUCUUUUGCCAGCAGAUAAAUUUCUAUUUGUAUGGGAUGUCAUCUUAAUGUUUGUGACAAUAGUCAAUAUCUUAUAUGUUCCACUAUAAUUGUCUUUUGAUUUGAAUAAGGACCAAAUAGGAAAUGCUUAUUUAUUAUUUAGUACCUUACCAAGUAGUGUAUUUUUGAUGGAGUUAAUUCUAAACUUCUUUAAGGGUUAUUAUGCAAAGGGAAUCUUACACACUUCAAAGAAAGAUAUAUUUUGGCAUUAUAUAAAGGGAGAAUUUUUUCUUGAUUUGACAGUUGUAUUACCAUUUAUAUUAUCAUGGUUUGGAUUUUAAUUUGCAAACUAUUUAAUGUUAAUAAGAAUGACAAAAGUAAGAAGGACAAUGGUAGUAAUAGAGGAAAUAUCAAAUUUUAAGGAAAAAACAGCAGUUAUUUAUUCUCUAUUUUGUUUAAUCUAUUCUCUGUUAUUAAUAUCUCAUUUCUGUGCUUGUUUAUUUCAUUACUUUGCCAUUUUAGAAGUAGAUUUAGGUUAUUCACAUACAUGGUUACAUCAAUAAGAUAUUUAUGAAGCCAAUGUGUAUGUGAAGUAUUUUACAUCUCUUUAUUGGGUGACCAUAACUUCAAUGACAGUUGGAUAUGGAGACAUUAUACCUGUUACUAUUCCUGAGAAAAUUUUGGUAACAGGUUUUACAUUUGUAGUAGUAGGUACUUUUGGUUAUGCGUUGGGUAUGAUUUAAAGUAUCUUUUAUAAAUUGGCUGAAUAAUAGAAUAUUAAUAAUUCUAAACUUAGACUUGUGAGUAAUCAUAUUAAAUAAAGAGGUUUAAAUACAUAAUUAUAAUUUCGAGUGAGAAAAUAUAUAGAAUACUAUUUAUAAUUUAAAUAAGAAGAAGAAUUAGAUUUAGAUGAAUUGAUAGGAUAAUUAAAUCCAAAAUUAAAAUAAGAAGUCUAAAUUGCAAUGUAUUAUAGUUAUUUUAAAUAAUCAAAACUAUUUGGAUCAAAUUUAUCUGAAGAUACAUUGAAGAAAUUAUGUUUUUGUAUACAUGAAAAGACUUAUGCACCAGAAGAAUUUAUAAUUAAGAAGGAUGAUCAUCCAGAUAAAGUUUAUAUACUAUUAGCUGGAAAAGUGAAGUCAGUAUUAUUGGAUAGAACAAUAAAAAGAUAUACAAGUGGAAUAUUGUUUUGUGAAAGAGAAUUCUUUUUUUAAGAUUAUAUGUAAUUUGAUAUUGUAGCAUAAACAUUUGUCUAAGUUGCUUAUAUAACUAAGAAUGAAUUCUUAUCAAUUUUAUAGAAAGAUAGAAGAUAAUAUGAAAAAUAUAGACUUAUACUUGAUAAAACUCAAUUUGGAGAUAAUACUAAUUAAAUAAAAUGUGAAGCUUGUUCUAGUCAUCAUUAAUUUAAACAUUGUCCUUUAGUUUUUUUAAGGAAAAAUAAAAAUAAAGUUAUUUCAGUAUAUAAUAGUAGUGUUGAUCAUUGUAGAUAACCAUUUAUUAGAUAAAAGAAAAGAAAGAGAUUUAAUGUACUACUUAUUAGAGAAAAGGCUUUAGAAUAAAUGCUUGAACAUUAAAAAUCAAUACCUUAGGUUGAUAAUAAAUUACUUAUCAGAUUAGGAUUCCCAAAAUAAGAAGAAGAUGAUCUCGAUUUCCCUGAAUAGACAAUUGGAUUACAUUCUCAUUAAUAAUCUUUAAAUUAAUAAGAUAUGAAGAAUUUACUUAAGAGUAAAUUAUUUUAAUAAGUAAGCAAUAGAAGUCUAUUAAUACCAAAUACUAAUAGUCUUCAUAAUUAAUUUAGUAAUUAGAUAAAUAAUUAAAAUUAUGAAAACCAAGAUGAUCCUAAUCCAUAAAUAUAAAAUAAUGAUUUGAAUAUAGACAAAGUAUCAGAAUUUGAAAAAUAUUAUCCUCACUUCAAUAUCACUAAAGUAUCUAAAUUAAUAAAUAAUUCCCAUGUUUAUAAUAAAGUCUUAUAGAUGAUUAGAGGUCACAAAAGUAAAUUUGCACAUUAUAUUGCUCGCUAAAUUAUGUAUAAAAUAAUAUGA
Paramecium pentaurelia is the source of this 2465-nucleotide messenger RNA. The record is from the annotation of a GenBank genome assembly. NCBI's taxonomy places the organism in Eukaryota, Ciliophora, Oligohymenophorea, Peniculida, Parameciidae.